Messenger RNA from Aspergillus steynii IBT 23096, 1210 nucleotides. RefSeq lists its product as uncharacterized. The coding region runs from base 168 to 1070 and encodes 300 amino acids. The record is from RefSeq and is a predicted model, not a curated record. NCBI's taxonomy places the organism in Eukaryota, Fungi, Ascomycota, Eurotiomycetes, Eurotiales, Aspergillaceae. The transcript has a single exon.
GUCUUCUUUGUCACGGUCAUUUUGAUCCUGAUUCUUGGGGAAUUUAUGAAUUGUCGAUGUUCGCCCCUCGACAUGUUCCAGCUGUCUCCCAGGAGCAGCGCAGAAUCAAUUGCUCUACUGUCAUUCGGAGUAUGCUAAUGACCCUUUGUUGAUAAGCAGGUAACACCAUGUUCGCCCGGUCCUUCGCCUUUCGGGCCUUCUCGCACCAGUGUCCCAAGGGCCCUGUGUCGCCUAAAAUCUCUCCUUCGGCUCCAGUAUGGAGGUAUUUCGCCUCAAGUGCUGCGCGAACGAAAAGCGCCGCGAAGGGCAAGCAACCACAGCUCCCUGCGAAGCCCGCUGCGCGGACCAAGCCCGUUGGCAAUCCUGAAGAGACGUUAAAGUUCGCGGGAAGACGGCCAGAGGGUUUUGGAAAACUCGAGCGUAAGGUUGCCAGAGAAGGGCAAAUUCUCCUCUUUCGGUCUCCGUCGCAUCGGAGUUACAUCCUAGGAGCCUAUGGCGUCGCCGCGUUUUGCUUUGCCUACUCGGUGUACAACUCCAAGAUUGUCUUCCAUGAUCCAAUUAUGCCUCUUCCCACGUGGCAAAAGACUCUAUUUGGCGGAAUAUGCAUCGUGAUGAGUGCCAUGGGCACCGUCUUUCUCAUGAAAACCCAACGCUUGAUCAAGACGGUCACUGCCGUCAGCACUAAUGCCGGAGCUCAACUUCGUUUCAAUGUCCGAAGCACCAUUCCCUUCCGCAAGUCUUAUGAGUUUGAUGUUGUGCCUCGUCAAAUCGCCUUCUCCCGUCGUCUGGUGGUCGCGCCUGAGUCUGUCCAGCGCAUGCAACAGGGUGAAAUGGCUUCAAGCACCCCGCCGUCUCAGCCGAGUUUCUUCCGGGCGCCCGUCAAAAGAACGAGUCUUCUCUGCUGGCGUCUUUUCCGGUCUGUACGACAGCUCUUCACUGGCGAGGAUUUCAUCCUCCUCGAGGUGGAGGGUCAGAAGGGGGCUUUCCGAAUGGACUCUACGGGAUUCGUGUCGGAGGACUUCUUGGUCAUUGGAAAUCCGCUGAGCGUCAAGCCCUCUCAUAGGUCUUGAGAUUUGGGAAUCAAAAGCUGCUAAGUCGGUGAUCUAUACUAUAGUAUCUCUUUCUGUCGAUGUCUUAACUACUUGUUUGUACUUUUCUGCCGCGACAUUUUACAGCAUCUGCAGCAUAUUCCCGUGUACAUAUACAAAUC